CAAGAAGAAAGUAAGAAUCAUCUGAUUUCUGAACUAAAGUAGAAUUACUAAAAACAAAACGCGACGUUGAAGGUUGAAGAAAGAAAAUAAGACGAAUAUAGCACGCGCCACUUGAUUAAGGAAAAACAAUUGAAGAGAAAGUGAAAGUGAAAGUAGAGAAUAAAACCCUAAGAUGGAGUCGCACGGUGGAGGACCACUUCGUUCCCGUAGUUCACAGUCCCCUUCUCCUUCCCACUCCGCUUCCGCCUCCGCCACCUCAUCCAUCCACAAACGCAAACUCGCAUCUGAAGAUCACGCGCCUCCGUUUCCCCCUUCUUCCUUAUCCGCCGACACACGCGACGGCGCCCUAACUAGCAAUGAUGAUCUCGAAAGCAUCUCCGCCCGCGGCGCCGACUCUGAUUCCGACGACGAUUCAGAGGACGCAGUCGUCGAUGACGAUGAGGAUGAAUACGACAAUGACAAUGGCUCCUCCAUGCGCAAUUUCACUGCUUCCAGGCUCAACAAUGCUCCAUCCGCUCCUCGCAAUUCCAAGCUCAAAGCUGAAAAUUCCACCGUUAAGAUCGAGAAUUCCGACGUCGCUAAAGACGCCGGACCUCCAGUCUCCGGCUCUACCGCCAAUGCAGGCUCCGUCCCCGGGAUUGUGGUUAAGGAAGACGCUACAAAGAUAUUCACUGAUAAUUUGCAGACAAGUGGUGCUUACAGUGCCAGAGAAGAGAGUCUCAAAAAAGAGGAAGAAACUGGGAAGCUCAAAUUUGCAUGCCUUUCGAAUGAUGGUGUUGAUGAGCAUAUGGUUUGGUUGAUAGGAUUGAAGAAUAUAUUUGCUAGACAACUUCCCAAUAUGCCGAAGGAGUACAUUGUCCGACUUGUUAUGGAUAGGAGCCAUAAGUCUGUAAUGGUUAUAAGGCGUAAUAACGUUGUUGGAGGCAUUACAUAUCGUCCAUAUGCAAGCCAGAAGUUCGGUGAGAUAGCCUUUUGUGCAAUUACGGCUGAUGAGCAAGUAAAAGGUUAUGGUACCAGAUUGAUGAAUCACUUAAAGCAGUAUGCCCGUGAUAUAGAUGGGCUGACACAUUUUCUCACAUAUGCUGACAACAAUGCUGUUGGCUAUUUUAUCAAACAGGGAUUUACUAAAGAGAUUCACUUGGAGAAAGAUAGAUGGCAAGGUUACAUAAAAGAUUAUGAUGGGGGAAUUCUCAUGGAAUGUAAGAUUGAUCCAAAGCUUCCUUACACUGAUUUGUCAACUAUGAUUCGUCGUCAAAGACAGGCAAUAGAUGAAAAGAUUAGAGAACUGUCAAACUGUCACAUUGUUUAUGCUGGAAUUGAUUUUCAGAAGAAAGAAGCUGGUAUUCCUAAGAAAAUUGUUGAUGACAUCCCUGGUUUGAGAGAGGCUGGAUGGACUCCUGAUCAGUGGGGUCAUUCGCGGUUCAGAACUUUAGGUGGUUCUACCGACACUGCUACAAAUCUAAAACAUUUGACUGCAUUUAUGCGAUCACUUCUUAAGUCGAUGCAUGAUCAUGCUGAUGCUUGGCCAUUCAAGGAACCUGUUGAUGCACGGGAUGUUCCUGAUUAUUAUGACAUCAUCAAAGAUCCAAUGGAUCUGAAGACAAUGAGUAAGAGGGUGGAGUCAGAACAAUAUUACGUCACAUUUGAGAUGUUUGUUGAGGAUGUCAGAAGAAUGUUUGCGAAUGCACGCACCUAUAAUUCUCCAGAAACCAUUUAUUACAAAUGUGCUACAAGGCUAGAAGCCCACUUUCAAAGCAAAGUGACAUCGGUCCUCCAGUUAGGCUCCAAAAUUCAGUAGGGACACUUCUACAGCCCUGCGUAUUGUUGUAUUAUUUUAUUUAGAUAAUUAUGUCCCAUACAAAGCAACUAGCCAUGUAAAUAGUAGCAUCUAUUUAAACGAAUUUUUUUAUUUUAAUUCUGUUUUAUGUAGCUGCAUAGCAGAUUUUUUGCGCAAACUAUAUCUUCUCUUAUAAAUGAUCCAUAUAUAUGAUUAAAUCUAUCAAAGGGAUAAUACACAGUGGCCAAUUCAGUAUUC
This is a messenger RNA of Cicer arietinum (chickpea), 2035 nucleotides long. RefSeq names its product histone acetyltransferase GCN5. Gene Ontology annotation, cellular component: histone acetyltransferase complex. The record is from RefSeq and is a predicted model, not a curated record. Gene Ontology annotation, molecular function: histone H3 acetyltransferase activity; protein binding. Lineage: Eukaryota; Viridiplantae; Streptophyta; Magnoliopsida; Fabales; Fabaceae. Gene Ontology annotation, biological process: positive regulation of transcription by RNA polymerase II; chromatin remodeling.